Messenger RNA from Laetiporus sulphureus 93-53, 1850 nucleotides. RefSeq lists its product as uncharacterized. Bases 132 to 1673 code for a protein of 513 amino acids. The record is from RefSeq and is a predicted model, not a curated record. The transcript has 5 exons. NCBI's taxonomy places the organism in Eukaryota, Fungi, Basidiomycota, Agaricomycetes, Polyporales, Laetiporaceae.
GGUCAUUAUUGUUCUCCAGUUUAAAUACUGCGGUCCCGAGAAAUUUCUCCUUCACCGACUCAGUACGUCCUCCAUUCUGUCCUGUCGAUUUGUCGCCGUCGUUUCGCGCGACCUCCCGAUAGUACCGCACGAUGUCGUCUCCAGCUUCUCCGCCUGCAGGUCAGGCCACAGGUAAACGAACCCCAUCUCCUGCCGGCAGUUCCAGUGCCAGGCCCGCCUCGCCCAGCUCCAAUGCUAGCACAAGACCUGCAUCGCCUGACGCGAGGACGUCCUCCCCUGCUCGGUCUUCACUACGCUCACGGAUGGGCACCAUGAUGCGGCGCACCUCGACGGGACUGACCAGUCUGGGGAAGCCCAGCGCUCUCCGUCGCUCUGAAUCCAAGAGUUCAGUGAAAGCGGACACACCUCUAGGCACACCUAUGUCAAUAGAGGGUCUGCCGAGUCCUGUCGCUGAAUCGCCCGCACGCGAAGCAGCAGCUCUCAUCAGCGUCGCAUCCCCUCCUGUCGGUCCUUCACCUCUCUCCGACGCGACUGCACCUGCGCAAGGUACUGCUACAGCAGGCCCUGCUUCACCAAGUGCACCGAUAUCCAUCGCAGAUCAAUUCACCUCAAGCUCUCAGGUAUUCGAGAAACCUUUCUCAGCCUCCCCAGAUUCACACCAUUCAGUGAUCGCCUCAAUAAUAAGCGAACAGUUUGCUUCUGGAAGGGAAGCCCGGUCCUCGUUUGCCUCAGCAGCACAACCUUCGGAAAACAUACCAUCCAUUCCUGUGUCUGCGACAGCUUCAAACCGUGCAUCGACCAGCUCCCAACCUAGUUCGCAGUAUGAUCAUGCUGCAUCUGGGGUUAUCCAAACGUCCACAAUAGAAAAGACCGAUAGUUACUUCGCUUUGACCAAGGAUCGUUCGGUGCAACCUACUUGGGCUCCCAAUGAUCCAGCAGGAGCCAAGGUGAUCCAAGACACUACGAGCCCACAGCCGAAUGUCACACCACCACAUACCAGCGACGCCCAAGUGAUGACGACGAAUGACGGGGUAUCUCUGUCGUCUAAACAUUCUAUCAGCACCUUCGCCGGCGGUAGCUCGAUUCGCCAUGACAGCCAGGCACAGCCCUCUCGGUAUGGCGGGCUCUCAUCAAAAGCUAGCAAGUCCUCUAUGUCGACUUCGUACGGUCAAGUUGUGGUCGCUCCACAUGGACGACAGAUCUCCAUAAUGACAGACUCGACAGCCGAGGAUGAAAGCAGACGAGGACGAAGUCCUGGGCAAAGCUUUAGUAACGUUCCUCUCGAAUCCGAGGAGUCGCAAGGGGCACCGGGAAGGCCAUCAGUUCUCUCCCCAAUCGAGAGCAUCGACACACCAUUACCUGAUCAAGGGCCAGCGGUGUACCCCUUGCCCCCGCCAGGUGAAGUUAUCAGUUCAAGGUCGGCUCCAUACGUUCCGUCAAGUUAUGGAUUUGGAAAUGUCUCAAUAGGUGGCAACGCUACAUCCAUCCUGCACGCGACUGAACACUGCCACUAUUGCACAGUUCUGCCAAAGCGGCUGUCGACAAACGUCAAUCUGCUGUCCCUUUCUAUGCGGCGGAACAGGCACUACUGUCUCCACGUGCAACUUCGCGUGCCUUGGAGCUUCUGGGAUGGACAGAGUAUAUGCUUCCCCACAGAUCCUCCUACUUCGUGAACAGCCGGCUGCAUGUGGUCACCGAUCUAGAUAUGCACAGCAUGCGAGGGCAGAGCGCAGUGAUGGAGUAUCUCGACAAACGGAUGCCGGAAGAAGUUGCUCCGCCGCCACCAGGAUGGGAGCUUUGGUUAACGGACAUGGGAGUAGCGAAGCAGCAGUUCAAGCCGGUGUGGAACU